AUGGACCCCCAACUGUCUGCCCUCCCACUGCAGCUGCAUGGCAACACUUUUCCUAUGAGCUCUGGACAUGUGCCAAAGCUGAGCUCUGGAUACAAUGAAGGAGGAGGAGGACGAGGCCAAGAAGCAGAACUUAAUCAGCAAAAUCUGACCUCCUCUGCUGGUGUCAGUUCCAGGUUGAACCCACGUGAGCAGUUCCAGAGCCCACCGGACACCGUGGGUCACUGCCAUGCCAAGGGCAAGAUGGGCAUCAAGAGCAGGAGCUGCAGUCUACUCACCAUCUGCCACUCUGGAUUAAUUUUUCCCUGGAUGAACCCACGGACAAGUGACUCAGAACAAUCUGCCAGUGCGGAGGCUGGUCCCCUGGGCCGAAGCCGAGCCAGAAACGGCGUCAAGAGGGAGAGAACGGCGUUCACCAACAGCCAGCUGCUGGAGCUGGAGAAGGAGUUUCACUUCAGCCCGUAUCUGUGUCGGCCUCGGAGGCUGGAGAUGGCCGCGGGACUGAAACUCACAGAUCGCCAGGUAAAGAUCUGGUUUCAGAACCGCAGGAUGAGGCACAAAAAGGAGCAAAAGUACGGAAAAGUGGCCGGUCUGUCUCAGUGGAACCCAUCGUCCAGGUCAUGUGACGUGCAGCUGAAGCUCCCAGGUGCAUGUGCUGUGAGAACUUCUUCAUCCCAUUCAUAUAUGCACUUCAUGGAUUGUGCUCCCAUGUCUUCCUCAUUCUGGUCUUCUCACAGUGAUGCCAGCAGCUCUCACUGCAUUCACGUUAACCCAGUGGACGUUUCCAGUCUGAACUGUCUACUUCCAUCUGUUUCAAAUGGUCCUGCAUCAUCAUGUGCAGCCGUAGAUAGUCAUCAUCAUGCUGGCAUUUCCAACUGGCCCUAGAGUAUCAUAAUAACCCUCCUGUGCUCAUCAAAACCUCAAUGAUACAUCUACUUUCACUCAUGAAAAACUGGAGGAUCUUUGAUUAGCAUUGCUGGGUUGGAACCCCCUAAACAAGCCUUUUCAACAUUCAUGAAACAUUUUAAUUAGACUAUAUGAACACGCGUUAAUUAAAGUGCUCCCAUUUUCUCAGGCAUGGUGACUGCAGGUCUUCUAACUUGCUGUUCAUGUUGUACAUAGACAGCAUGCAUGGCACACUUGACCAGUUAAUAUCUAAACAUUUCUUUGCUGCAAUUAUGUGUCUGUUACAUUUGCAUUGUUGCAUGUUAAUGCAUGUUGGAAUCUUAAGUGUGUUUUCUAUUUCCUUUUGUUGUCAGAUUAUAACUAAGUGGUUUGUAAGUGUCACAUUAGGCCUCUUUUUCAUUACUGUAAAUAGUAGUUCAUUUAUGUAAAAUGUUUUAACUGUGAAAUGGGCAGAAUAAUGU
Molecule: messenger RNA, 1364 nt
Organism: Sphaeramia orbicularis (orbiculate cardinalfish)
Lineage: Eukaryota; Metazoa; Chordata; Actinopteri; Kurtiformes; Apogonidae
Product: homeobox protein Hox-D3-like
Exons: 2
Coding region: 1-882 (293 amino acids)
Biological process (GO): anterior/posterior pattern specification; embryonic skeletal system morphogenesis; regulation of transcription by RNA polymerase II
Cellular component (GO): nucleus
Molecular function (GO): RNA polymerase II cis-regulatory region sequence-specific DNA binding; DNA-binding transcription factor activity, RNA polymerase II-specific
Source: RefSeq, a predicted model, not a curated record